Molecule: messenger RNA, 996 nt
Organism: Cataglyphis hispanica
Lineage: Eukaryota; Metazoa; Arthropoda; Insecta; Hymenoptera; Formicidae
Exons: 4
Coding region: 1-840 (279 amino acids)
Source: RefSeq, a predicted model, not a curated record
AUGACGAUACUUCCGGUAUUGCUCGGCACGCUCGGGGCUUUAAUCGCCGCCCAGGAUACGAAAACCAUGGUGUUCCCGUCAAACGGAAAUGGCACGUCUUUAGAGAUGGGAGGUAAAAUGGAGCCGGCAACCUAUCAACCGGAUAUGACGCGGACAGCAGUCCCUACGACCCUCGUCGUGCCGCCGCAGCCGCAGCCGCAGCCGAUGCUGCCCUCGGAUUACUUUUUCCCCAUGCCCCAAGCAACGUUUCUGCAUCAUAGAAGCGAAAACAUGCCGUAUGGAUACGAAUAUCCUAACAUUGGAUAUCCAAUGGCACACUCGAUAGACCAUUCCGUUGUUCCAUCAUCGAAACAACUUGUAGUAGUCAGUUUCAUCGGUCUCCUAUUGCUUUUGGCGAUUAUACAAAACACGCUUAGCGCUACUAAGCGAAAAGAUGCGAUAAUGGACCUGUUAUCAUCCAGGCAGAAACGGGAUGUCUAUGCUACGCGUGAUUUUCGUUCAGUGACCCCGGAGGAGGAGGAGAUUCUUAAUAACGAUGCUAGAGUACGAUGCGUACAGAGGACGAUCUGUCUUGAGAAUCGCAAGCUCUUUAAGGAUUUGGGAGUGUCGGGAAAAAUAUUGGCGAAGCACUUGACGAGAGAUAUAGAAAAAUCAUUCAAGUCACCUUCAGGUUGGGAUCGUCUUGUGAGGGAUGCAGGUGCAGCGGGAAUUCGGGGAGACGAUUGCGAUGUACUUUAUAGAGAUUGCGUAGACAUUCCAGUGACAAGAAAAAUGCAUAAGAUUUCAGACAACGUCUUAACAGAUAUUAAGAAUCGUGAUAAAUUUGAUUCAAUUCGUUAAUUGUCAAAAGAGCUAUAUAUAUAAAAUAUCACUUAUUUAUAAACUUAAUUCUGUAAAAUUAAAUUAUAUAUCUAUUGUUUUAUAUCGAGAGAUGAAAAAAUUAAUAAUAUUUAAAAAUUAAUAUUUGUACCCCUCUCCUAUAAAUAAGAAUAUAAU